CAUCACCGCAGGACAAAGCAGCAAGGAGUGGUUUCUUCCCAGAGAAGCCCCCAAAUCAAUGAAACAACCUUAACAGUGCAGGAGAAAGUCCCCGUUUAUUUUCCACUGUCUAAUUAAAGCGCAGCGGCUGCGUUUCAACCGGGUUUUUGUUGUGAGAGGAAUGAACUGCCCUGGAAAAUAAGACCGUCUGGACAGAGAGGAGAGUCACCAAGGCUGGACGUGCUGUGCCUGAAGACGGAGACCUGCUGUUUGAAUCCUUGCUGGAAAUCAUGCUUGCCUUCCUGCUGCCUGCGAUACUAGCCGUCCACGCUAUGGCUAAGCUGGAGCUGCAAGUGCCAGACCAACCAGUCGUGGCAUUGCAUGGCGAGGAUGUUACCCUUAACUGCUCCUUCAGCCACACAAGUCCCUUCAACUUAUCUGAUGUGAGCAUAUUCUGGCAGCUGACAGACACCAAACGCAGCGUCCAUGCAUUCUGGAUGGGGCAAGACCAGCUGAAGGAACAAGCAGAACGCUACGCCAACCGUACGGUCCUGUUCCCUGCCCAAAUGACCAUGGGCAACGCUUCACUCCUACUACGAAAGGUGGUGGUUGCUGAUGAAGGCAGCUACACCUGUUUUGUAAGAGUGCAAGAUUACGACAGUGCUGCUUUGUUUCUGCAGGUGGCUGCUCCCUACACCAAGCCUGAGGUCACUUUGGAGCCUGAAUCUAACUUACGGCCUGGGGAUGAGGUGGCCCUGACCUGUGUGGCAUAUGGCGGAUAUCCUAAGGCUGAUGUUGUAUGGCAGGAUGGUAGCGGACACAACCUGACAGAAAAUAUCACAACUUCAAUGGUGGCCAAUGAACAAGGGCUGUUCACCAUGACCAGUGUGCUCAACGUCGUGCUGGAGCCCAACAGCUCUUUCAACUGCAGACUGAUCAACCCACUGCUUAGUGAGGAACGCUCCAUUUUUGUCACAGUCACAGGUCAGAACAUUUCAUUCCCUCCAGUGGCUCUCUGGGUUACUGUAGGCCUGGCUGUGUGUCUGCUGGGUCUACUCAUUGCAUUGGCUGCUGUCUGCCGCAGGAAGAUCAAGGAAAGCUGUGAGGAGGCCAGGAGAGAAGCUGAAGAGGCCAAGGAGCUGGAAGAAGAGGAAUCAAAGACAGCUAUGACACCACUGAAGAGCUAAGUCCAACAAAAUGAAGUAUUUGGAGGCCAGACGGUCGGGGUGGGGAAGAAGAGGACGAGUCUGGCGGGUAAUCCCAGUCCACCUAUCCAUCAACCUGGAGACUUUCCAGCAUCCCCUGCAGAAUGUCAAAGCCUCGCUGAGCAGGAGAUGAGUCCAUCAUCUUCUUUCGAAGACUUUCCCUCGAGUUUCACUCCAAACACUUAAACAUAUCAUGUGCCAUUAGUUUCUAUUGCCUUCCUUUCAUUCUCUCGACGGAGAUGCACAACAGUGAGUAAAUGCAGUUGAGUGAGUUGUGUUGUCUGUGGCACGUAGAGCGACAGCUGCCUUUGAAAACUACAGGAUGUGACAGGAUCCUUUGUCUGUCACUGACAUCACUCUGCAUACGCCGAGAUGGGGUGUGUGCCAGAGAUGUGCUGUCUAAUAGGAAAUGAGACACUUAAAGAGAUGACCCUGCUUCAGUUGCCAAAGAGAGAGCCUGGCUCUCCCUACUACUCCGGGACUUGCUAAUUAGCGUCUGUCGCUGGAGUAACUUGUACCUGUCAGUGUGCACCACUCUCCUAUAUUCAGUAAGUCAAGGCAAUUGAAAGUGAAUGCCAGCAAAGCUCUAACAAACCUCAAAUGGCGCAUGUGAAACUCUUGUCCCAAUCUCUGACCUGACAGCUUUACAUGUAAGAAAUAGUUUUUAAUGAAGAAAAACAAUCUUAGCUUUUUUCGUCAGCUGAUGUUGGAUGUUUUAUCUGUUCCAAGCUGCAGGAACGUACAUCUUGUUUUAUUGUUUCUUUUUUACAGUAGUUUAACUAGCCUAGGUACCAAUUGCCUAUAUAUGAAUACCAAAGCCAUUUGUUUGAAAAAAAAGAAUGAACAAAAAAACAGUGCCUAAUGACAUUAAAGAUACAUAUUUAAACUGUCACUGGUGUUAUU
Molecule: messenger RNA, 2087 nt
Organism: Cyprinodon variegatus (sheepshead minnow)
Lineage: Eukaryota; Metazoa; Chordata; Actinopteri; Cyprinodontiformes; Cyprinodontidae
Gene: cd276
Product: CD276 molecule
Exons: 8
Coding region: 270-1166 (298 amino acids)
Source: RefSeq, a predicted model, not a curated record